AGAUUUUCCUGCAUGCCCUAUAAUUGGGGAGUAAAGAUGACAAUGAAAAUCAUGUCUGGGAAGCAGCUGAUCUCUAUUUUAAUUGAGAAAUCUAAAUGAUCUAUGUACAUCCUAGCAGGAAUUUGUAAAAUUCUUAACAUAAAUUUGACCUUAUUUAGUAACAUUUUGUUAUUUAUUUGUGGUAAUGGCUGCUUUAACAUCUCAAACAGUGCUUCUAGUCAGGGAACAUGCAUUUUUGCAGGCUGCACUGUCUUCUAUUAAGUUGAGAAACUUCUCAACUAAGUCAUCACCACACUCCAGUUCUCCAAACUUUGGGCUCCUGUUUGACAUUGAUGGUGUUCUAGUCAGAGGUCGGAAAGUUCUCCCAACUGCUCCUAAGGCAUUCUCCAAGUUGCUGGAUCAGCAUGGAAGAUUCCGUGUUCCUACUGUCUUCGUUACAAAUGCUGGCAAUGCUUUGAGAAAUGCAAAGGCUGAGCAACUUUCUCAGUGGCUUAAUGUUGAGGUUGAUGAAGACCAAGUGAUUAUGGCUCACUCACCUCUGAAGCUUUUUGAGCACUUCAUGGGCAAGCAUAUACUUGUGUCAGGACAGGGUCCUGUCACUGAAAUUGCUUAUAAUUUGGGCUUUCGGAACAUAACAACUAUUGAGCAGUUGAGAGUUGCAUACCCGCAACUUGACUGUGUUGAUCAGAAAAGACGCAGCCUCCAGCCCCCAAGCGAAGGACGCCGCAUUGCACCCAUUGAGGGCCUCAUGCUGUUUGGGGAGCCUGUAAGGUGGGAGACGUCACUGCAGCUCCUGCUUGACGUGCUCAUGACUGAUGGAGAUGUGGAGGCCGUUCCUACAUCCCCGUACCCUCACCUGCCUGUACUCGCUUGCAACAUGGACCUGCAGUGGAUGGCUGAGGCUCACAUGCCUAGGUUUGGUCAUGGAUCUUUCCUGUUGUGUUUGGAGGCUCUGUACAAGAAAGUUACGGGCAAGGACCUAAUAUACACAGCUCUAGUUGGCAAGCCUUCAGAGAUCACGUACUACCACGCCGAGACUAUGGUACAGCAGCAUGCCAGGUCUAUAGGCAUCAACCAUCCCAUCACUACACUCUAUGCUAUUGGAGACAACAUCCACACGGACAUAUUCGGCAUGAACCUCUACUCGAACUACGUGCAACGGCGCCGACGUCAGGGCAGCAGCCAACGAGUGGCUAUGCAAGGUGCCAGGGGCCUGGACAUCUCAAGACAAGACUUCCAGGGCCUCACAGCUGAACACUGCUUCUCCAUACUGGUGAAGACGGGCGUUUAUGACGAGCAUGGAGGGCAUCUCUUGGAUCACUGCCCCCGUGACUUCUUGCCUGUAGAGGCCAAGCUGCAGCAGCCGAGUAUCACCGUCCCAUGUGUGCUGCACGCCAUAGACGCCAUCUUCGAGCGAGAAAACUUCUCAUGAAAUAGUUUGGUUCAUGCAAAAUUCCUUGUUUGGGUUUAGGUUUUUCGGUUCUACUACACCGGUCUAUCUUUUUUUGCAAUAGGAAAAUAGUCGGGAAACCGUAUGCUUCUUCUUUGGAUGUACAUUUUUCUGAUUCACGGCAUCGGUAUUAUCAAGUUAUGGGAUAUAAUGUGUACGAAGUGCGUUGCUGUUCAACUGGGACGCAUAUUUCUUUUAGUUAACGAAGUUCAUUCAAGUAUUAACAAAUGACCAUGAAAAUCCUGUUCAGCGAGGAAAUGUUUUUAACUGUUGAAUGUUGUUUUUAAUUACUUUCAACACUUGACCGUCAAUCUCUGAUAUGCUCUACCUUCAUUACUUUCACUAAGCCGCUUAGUUAUGUGGACGCACUCCUUAAUAGUGAGGCCACAUUGCUGCUCACUGUCGCCUCGUUUAGCUUUGCUGCUCUCGAGUCACAACUUAGCUCAUAACUUUACGUUUGUGCUGUCCUUCAGAAAGGAAAUUCAGAUUAAUUUAUACUUUAUUGUAAAUAGUUAUCGUUAUUCACCAGAUGCGCAGUGGUUUUAGUGUCUAAUGCUGAUCAUGACGUUGUUCGGUUGUAGGUCACUCAUGACCUUGCUAGAUGAACAAGGCCAGUAUGUAAUGUUUCAAAUGUUUCAGAGCUACGAGCUCAGCCCUUCCCUGCUUCUGUCCUACCUACAGUAUCUAAAUCGGUUUAGAAUUUGAUUUCCUUUGAUAAGAGCUUAGCGUGACAUUUGUUGAUUAGAUAAUCAGUUUUAUUUUGAACGUUCGGAAUUUAUUAAAUGCUUUAUUCGUAUUGUCUACGAAACUACUCAUUAUUUAUGCCUAGUACAAGAAUGACAAUACGGAAUAAAAAUAUUCUUAGUUACAUUGGAGUGGUCUAAUUUCUUGGUACUUAAUAUCUAGUAUUAUAGAUUGUUUUAUCUCACGCAGAAUUCAAGUGCUUUGAGCAUUCACGUCAAUGUUAUUUGCUUAUUUCUAGGUCUCGUUUAAGCUUGGGAAAUAAACGUCCUAUCAUUUGAUCA
Hyalella azteca is the source of this 2475-nucleotide messenger RNA. Its product is annotated as haloacid dehalogenase-like hydrolase domain-containing 5. Gene Ontology annotation, cellular component: mitochondrion. Gene Ontology annotation, biological process: glycerophospholipid biosynthetic process. The record is from RefSeq and is a predicted model, not a curated record. Lineage: Eukaryota; Metazoa; Arthropoda; Malacostraca; Amphipoda; Hyalellidae. The coding region runs from base 185 to 1432 and encodes 415 amino acids. The transcript has 7 exons.